Molecule: messenger RNA, 1359 nt
Organism: Pochonia chlamydosporia 170
Lineage: Eukaryota; Fungi; Ascomycota; Sordariomycetes; Hypocreales; Clavicipitaceae
Product: diphthamide biosynthesis protein 1
Exons: 2
Coding region: 1-1359 (452 amino acids)
Biological process (GO): protein histidyl modification to diphthamide
Molecular function (GO): 2-(3-amino-3-carboxypropyl)histidine synthase activity
Source: RefSeq, a predicted model, not a curated record
AUGGAAGACGACAGGGCGCAAGUCGACCUUGGCAUCGCCGCAGAUAUUGAGGAGGCCCAACUCGCACAGGCUCAUGAACAACCCGCAAACACAGACACUUCCCACGGCACAACCAAGCAGCCCAAGAAACGCUUCGUAGGAAGAAGAGCCGCUGCAGAAGCAGCAGCAAAAAAUACAACAAGUACAGACGGUGAAAGCGGCCCCGUUCAAGCUGCGAAACCAAAACGAGCACCCCGUCUCUUAAACAGAGUGCCCAGGGAGAUUCUGGAAGAUGAAGCCCUCAAAGAAGCCAUUGCCCUCCUCCCCGCCAACUACAGUUUUGAAAUCCCCAAAACCAUCCACAGGAUCCGCACGUCCGGGGCCAAGAAAGUAGCCCUCCAAAUGCCAGAGGGCCUCUUACUCUUCGCGACCACCAUUUCAGACAUUCUCACGCAGUUUUGCCCCGGGAUAGAGACCCUCAUCAUGGGGGACGUCACCUACGGAGCGUGUUGUAUAGACGACUACACUGCUCGGGCCCUGGGAUGCGAUCUACUAGUUCACUAUGCGCACAGCUGUCUCAUCCCCGUGGACGUCACCAAGAUCAAGACCCUCUACGUCUUUGUAGACAUCAGCAUCGACACAAACCACCUUCUCGCUUCACUGGAGCGCAACUUCGCCACCGGCAAAACCAUCGCCGUCGUCGGCACCAUCCAGUUCAACGCCACCAUCCACGGCGUACGGAGUAACCUCGAGGCAGCAGGCUUCAAAGUCCUCGUCCCGCAAAUAGCGCCCCUCAGCAAAGGUGAAAUCCUGGGCUGCACAUCCCCACGCCUCAGGGACGAAGACGCCGUGGACAUGAUUUUGUAUCUCGGCGACGGGCGUUUCCACCUUGAGAGCAUCAUGAUCCACAACCCGUCCAUACCGGCGUACAGGUACGAUCCGUACUCGAGGAAACUUACGCGUGAGACGUACGGCCACGAUGAGAUGCAGUCGCUGCGACGGAGUGCCAUUCACACGGCUAAGGGUGCGAAGCGGUGGGGUCUGAUACUGGGAUCGCUGGGACGGCAGGGGAAUCCGCAUACCAUGGCGCUGAUUGAGAGGAGGUUGAGGGAGAUGGGGAUCCCGUGGGUGAAUUUGCUGUUGAGUGAGAUUUUCCCGGGCAAGCUGGCCAUGAUGAGCGACGUUGAGUGCUGGGUGCAGGUUGCGUGUCCGAGGUUGAGUAUUGAUUGGGGGUAUGCGUUUCCGAGGCCGUUGCUGACGCCGUAUGAGGCGCUGGUUGCGUUGGGAGUGAAGGAGGAGUGGGAUAAGAGGGGGGUGUACCCGAUGGAUUAUUAUGGCAAGGAGGGGCUGGGGAGGACGAGGGCGUUGGAGGCGAGUUGA